AUGACCACAGAGCUGCUUCCUCCCGCACAGCCAGCUUUCAUUCUUCGAGGCCACUCUGCUCAGAUCCACGCCCUACACUUCACACAGGGCAACACCAGACUCCUAACAGCCGACGCCGAGGGUUGGGUCGUGUCGUGGAACCUGUCUUUCAAGAGACCGGUGGCCGUAUGGAAGGCUCACGACAACGCCAUCUUGGGCGUAGGAUCCUGGGGCUCAGAUCGGAUCAUCACUCAUGGCAGAGAUCACAAGCUACUCGUAUGGCAGCUCGGUCUGGCAGACGAGCUCGCCAUGGACAAAACACUUCCCGUUGAUGCCGCCCUCACCUCGAGGAAGCAGCCGUGGCUGUUGCACGCGCUCCCGGUCAACACGUUGAACUUUUGUGCUUUUGCAAUGUGUCAUGACGGCAUGCCGCAAGUCCUCUCUUCUGUCAAGGCCUUGCAAGACAAGGACGUUCCAUGCCCGAUUCUGAUCGCUGUGCCAAACACUGUGGAUUCCGGUGGCAUUGACAUAUACCAGCUCCCUUCCGAGCACCGCGCUGCCGGUAUAAACGCAGACCGAUUCGUCACAACCGGCAUGGUCAUGGCCCUGAACAUCCUAGCAGAGUCCACCCGGAUCCAAGUAGCCGCCGGCUACGAAAGCGGCCACACAAUGGUCUUCGUGCAAAACGACCCAGGCGCCCCCUUUCAAAAACUCUACUCCGCAAACCCUCACACCCAACCAGUCCUCUCCCUAACCAUCGCCCCGUCCAAAGACCACUACCUCACCUCCGCCGCCGACGCCACCCUCGCCAAGCACCCUUUACCCCUGGGCCACAACAUCUGGAACACCGAACCGAAACCCCUCAAGGUGGUGCAGACCCAGCACUCGGGCCAGCAGGGGCUGCGGUACCGCUCCGACGGCCGGGUCUUCGCCACCGCGGGCUGGGACGCGCACACGAGGGUGUACUCGGGCCGGACGAUGAAGGAGCUCGCGGUGCUGAAGUGGCACCGGGUGGGCUGCUACGCGACGGCUUUCGCGGCCGUGGAGCCGGCCGCCGAUCGUGACGGUGCGGGGGAUGGGAGGGACGGGGAUGGGGAUGGGCAGGCGAUGAAGGCGCAGGGAUCGGUGGUGAGCACUGUGCAGCGGCGGCGGGAUCAGAAAGCGCAGGGCACGCAUUGGCUCGUGGCGGGCGCCAAGGAUGGGAAAGUGUCGCUGUGGGAUAUCUAUUGA
Molecule: messenger RNA, 1209 nt
Organism: Letharia lupina
Lineage: Eukaryota; Fungi; Ascomycota; Lecanoromycetes; Lecanorales; Parmeliaceae
Exons: 5
Coding region: 1-1209 (402 amino acids)
Molecular function (GO): protein binding
Source: RefSeq, a predicted model, not a curated record